GGAACUCCGACCUGCGGCACUACAGUAGAAAACCUCGAUUAACCUAGUCAGCGCUAUUCCGUAUUUUUCUUUUCCUGGAAUUAUAACCCAACGGUAAUAUAGUGGUUGGCUUGGUCUUGUCGCUAGACUGACCUUAGUAUUUACCCCAUUAGAAUCUCGUUAGAAGCACAUCGACGGGACGUCCUUCGCUGUCAGCCACCACACCACCCCAAUUCGACUUGGGUAUAUUGCGUUGGCAUGACUGAACCACAGGCACCUCCGUCGUGCCCACGAUGCUCCCUAAGUUUCACGAAAGUAUCGUCGCUAACAAGACACCUCAAGCGCUGUGUCCAUGGUCGCAAGCCUCCGCCGCGACAGAAAGUUUGCAAGCAAUGUUCCGGGGCCAAGUUGCGCUGUGAUCAACAACGACCGGCUUGUGGUAGAUGUCGAUCGCGCGACCUUGACUGCCAAUUCUUAUCGAGAGACGGUGAAGCGCUGCCGCCAGUGACAACGCAGCGGCGUGCUGUUCCGAGAACUGCUUUACGAAUACAACCCGAAAAUGAAAAUAGGUUGUUGUCGGCGACUGGAAUAGCAGCGCCAUCAUGUGUCGCGGCUAUUUCAUUAACGGCACCACAAUGUGAUUCCCUGUGGACAGGUCAUUCGCGAGAUGUAGCCUCGUCAGAAAUCACUGCGUCGGACCCCAGUGGCGAUACUAGCCCGGGAAUGCUUGAGUUAACGAGCACAAACGAUACGCAAUACGAAAUUCUACCCGAAAUGCAGAUUUCUGAAGCUCGACGGCGCGUCCUCCUUUGGGGUAUGGGUUCCCAGAGCACCUCAAACACCGAUAACCCCGCCACACGUCACACAAUGCAUUUCGUAAUUCGUGUGCUCAUGUCGUGGCCGCGCAUUUUGGCAUCUUACUCCGCGGAUCACCUUCCCCCGAUGGUUCACAGGCUCCAGCUAGGAACGGCAGGGAAUGAAGAACUUCCGGGGCCGCUCUCCAACUGCCAUACCCUAACCAAAAUGUGGACAGACCAUACCCGGGGAAGUCGCCAGCUCGUUCGGAAUACUAUAAUCCAAGAGAUCAGGAGACUACUUCACGAGCACCGUGUAUAUAGCGAACUUGAUCUGCUAGCGGCGACUCAGUCCCUUCUCAUGCUGCUCAGCAUUGUACUCUUCGGCCUCGGCAGGCCUGAAUCAGGUGACUCAUCGACUUCUCCGCCACACUUGGUAGACGAGCCGCAGCUCCUUGUCGCAGUCUGGGACGUCAAGCACAAACUCGCAAUGACGGGCCUGUUCCUUGGGCAAGAAGCGCAUCACGGCCCAUCACAUCCUUCUUGGUGCGACUGGGCUUUCGUGUCAGCCAAGAGAAGGACGAUUCAAGGGCUUCAUCAUCUGGAAUGGGCUUGGUCAGUAUUUUUUGGCUACCCUGUUUUAACCUGUUUUGAACUUGGCCCAUUACCUGCCCCCGCGGCGAAAUUUCUUUGGCAGGCUACCAAUGAGAGUAAAUGGAAGCGGCUCUACGGCGAGUGGCUAUGGCGUUGGAGGGAAGGUGGUGGCUUCAAGAUGGCGGAAUUCUUCACCAUUAACCCGGGCGGCGAGUUGGACAUGCGGAGCGAAAUGUGGCUUGCUGAGGCGGAUGAAUUCGGUAUGAUGUUAAUGGCUGAAGGUAAAUGACUCUCUCGAAUUUCUUCGAAUUUCGUAUUUGACUAAUGCCGAACAGUCAACGCCGUUGG
Truncatella angustata is the source of this 1715-nucleotide messenger RNA. RefSeq lists its product as uncharacterized. Lineage: Eukaryota; Fungi; Ascomycota; Sordariomycetes; Amphisphaeriales; Sporocadaceae. The coding region runs from base 238 to 1656 and encodes 472 amino acids. The record is from RefSeq and is a predicted model, not a curated record. Gene Ontology annotation, molecular function: DNA-binding transcription factor activity, RNA polymerase II-specific; zinc ion binding. Gene Ontology annotation, biological process: regulation of DNA-templated transcription. The transcript has 4 exons.